AUGGAAAAGAAAACAACACAAACCAGGAAUCAUUUGAUGAAAGGAGAUCUGCAGUUGUAUUCUCAUAACAAUGGAAAAAAUAACCGGCCAGAUGAUGAACAAACUCAUACAGCAGAUAGCCUGGCCAAGACAUCAGAUGAAGAGACUACAAAUUCGCCGAAACGAAAAUAUAAACUUUGGACGAAAGAGGACACAAAAACUAUCAAGAACUACUUUUCCAAAUAUAUCUUAUCGACAGAAAAUUUAAGUUCAAACAAGGGAAACUUGCCAGGUCAGCAGUUUACUUACUUUACUGGACAUAAGCAACUAAUGAUACUCCUUCAAUUAAUUUCUGACCUUUACCAGUAUAGUUCCUGGUUCUUUAAAAUGUAGAACCGGCCGUUUGCCUUGCACUUUGUUUAUUAAAUGUAAAGAUGGAUCUUAGCUAUUAAGAAAUAUUCAACAUGAGUUAAGGGAUUGAUAGUACUUUAUUACAUGCAAUUUUUUGUUUUACACUGACCCAGCCCAUGAUCACAAAAGUCUUGACUGGUAGGUAGGGAAGAGGGAUUAAGUAUUUAGUAUCUUCCCUUGCACGGAAGGUCAGGGCGAGGUCUAGUGCAGGAGUGGUAUAUUCUUGACAAGGUUAAGAAGGGGAUAUUGGGGAUCUGGGAGAUCUGCAACAACAAAAACUGCAAGUGUAGAAAUAUUCGCGGGCUUCAAAUUUUCGCGAUAUUCGCGGUGAUCGGCAGUCCGCGAAUUCAUGAUUACCGCAAUAAUUUCUACACAAUUUUCUACUGAAAAGUCAUAUUUUCGCGCAAAUGUUAACAACUUCAAUCUAGUCUGAAAAGUAUGCACGAGUUGUAAUUAUAUAUUUGUACCUUUAUGUAUAUAAUAAAUAUAAACAACUUGUUAGUUAUUUUAUAAUAAUAUAGUAAAUUAUUGAAAAAGAAAUUGUUGUUUCGUAUUGUGUUUAAACAAAACAUUU
Messenger RNA from Mercenaria mercenaria, 964 nucleotides. RefSeq lists its product as uncharacterized. Bases 1 to 372 code for a protein of 123 amino acids. The transcript is spliced from 3 exons. Lineage: Eukaryota; Metazoa; Mollusca; Bivalvia; Venerida; Veneridae. The record is from RefSeq and is a predicted model, not a curated record.